This is a messenger RNA of Lates calcarifer (barramundi perch), 3065 nucleotides long. RefSeq names its product PKc_LIMK_like_unk domain-containing protein. Gene Ontology annotation, cellular component: cytoplasm; nucleus. Bases 381 to 1376 code for a protein of 331 amino acids. The record is from RefSeq and is a predicted model, not a curated record. Gene Ontology annotation, biological process: actin cytoskeleton organization; protein phosphorylation. NCBI's taxonomy places the organism in Eukaryota, Metazoa, Chordata, Actinopteri, Centropomidae. The transcript has 10 exons. Gene Ontology annotation, molecular function: protein serine/threonine kinase activity; ATP binding.
UUUGAGAUGCGGUAAUGAGAGUCUGUCCGCUGCUCAGCCCCGCCCCUCCUCCUCUUCGUGGGUGGAGUUACAUCCACCGACGUGCUAGUGAAGCUGGUUUCUAAGACAACCUAUAAAACAUGCAUUUGCAUUUGCGAGGCUUCUUUCACCACUACAUCCCCAGCGAAGUGAGAAGCAGGAAACUAAACUCACCGUCUGAACGCUGCAGGAGAGAAAAGUGUGAAACAACCGAGGCUUCCUGAACACACAGCAAACUAGAACGGAUGUAUGAUGCGUAAUACUUCAUCAGGACUGUAAAACUGAGCCGUCUUUUACCCUCAGCGACGCUGGGGCUGAAUUUUCUGCACAGAGACCUCUGACUUUGUUCCAUCAUCCACGAGAUGCAUAUGAAUAGCUUAUUAAAUCAAUGGAUGGACAUCUCCAGGAUGUGUGAUGUAGAUGUGUCCUCAGAGCCCACCAGUCCUACCCUGUACGGUGAGUCUUCAGACAAGUACUACCAUGUGGACCGCUGGCAGAAGCUCCGCACCGCCGUCCGCAAACUGGAAUUCUGGGAAAACUUUACCGCUGAGCUAAUCGGAAGCGGCUUUUUCUCCAAAGUCUAUAAGGUGAUGCACAACACCAAUCGGAAGGUGAUGGUGGUCAAGAUCUACAAGAACGACGUUGACCAAGACAGCAUCGUGCGAGAGAUAAGCCUGCUACAGAAACUCUCCCACCCCAACAUUGUCAGAUAUCUGGGAAUCUGUGUCAAAGAAGACAAACUCUAUCCGAUCUUAGAGUAUGUAAAUGGUGGCUGUCUGGAAGAGCUUCUGGCCAGGAAAGAUGUUCCCCUGUGCUGGAGAGAGAAGGUGGACCUGGCCUGUGACAUAAGCAGAGGAAUGAUCUACCUGCACUACAAGAACAUUUACCACAGAGACCUCAACUCAAAGAACUGUCUGAUCCGGGUGACAUCUCGGGGAAGGGAGGCCCUGGUGACAGAUUUUGGCCUGGCCAGGGAGGUGGUGGAGCAGCCAGUUAAAGAUCCUGGCAGGAAGCUCUCACUGGUGGGCUCAGCCUUUUGGAUGGCCCCUGAGAUGCUCCGAGGGGAGCCAUAUGACCGCAAGGUGGAUGUUUUCUCCUUUGGCAUUGUGCUCUGUGAAAUCCUGGCCAGGAUUCCUGCUGACCCGGAGAUACUACCCAGAACACAGGACUACGGACUAGAUGUGAAUAUGUUCAGGGGGCUGGUGACCGACUGUCCUGAGCGUCUCCUGGAGUUAGCAGCCAGCUGCUGUAUGGUGGAAUCCUUCAGACGGCCAGCGUUCACAGAGUUGCUGGAUGACCUGGGAGAAGUUGCAGAGACGCUUGAACCACCACCACAAUCUGAUCUGACCACAAGUUGAGUGGUCCGUCUGGGAACCCCACCUAUUCAGCAUCAGGAGAAGAGGGUCUGAGAUUAUUUGGCAUUGUCUGGACAGGAAACUGGACUCAGUCUGAGAAACACCUGAUCAGGUGUUCAGCCCUCUCUGGCAUCACUUUCUUCCUCCACUGCACAACACAUGACCAUGGUGGACCUUGUCUUCACUGAGGUGGUGCAGAUAUACAGUAUUAGAUGUGGUUUUGAUGAGCGGUGGAAACUGUUGUGACUUCUUAUGAACACUAUGCUUUGACACAUUAGUGUAUAUAUUAAUAGUUAGACUCAUAGGAGCGAGUAUUCAGUAUGUUCUGUUUCUUGCCACGUCUUACUUGACUAAAAUGUUACCCUGUCUUCCUUUCUCUGAUCCUCCUGUUCUUUGUGAGUGGUUUGUUUUGGAACCAAUGAGACAGAUGUUCAAGUCUGUUGAUGUGUUUUCUGCUUCCUAUGUCAACAUGCCUGUCCCUUUUGAUUCCACAGGCCAGGACUCUGGUUCAAUGCUUCUCCAACAGGAAAUUGUAUUUGUCGACUGCUCUCUACCGGGACUUUAACAUGGAAACUCAUCACUUCAUAUUAGAUUGAACACAAAACUGUUUGAGAAAGCAGAGCAGCCACUGAUACACACAACAAAUGCAGGACUAAUGAAGCAGGAGCUGAAGAGAUUAUAAUUGUUUUGUAUGCUCUGAAUAGUUGCACUUGAGGCAAAAACCUCAAACAUAGCAGGUCAAACCCCAAUUUGCCCUGUGUACCGGUUCACAAUUCAUAUUCAUGGUUAUGUGUUAUGUUGGUAUCAUAUUAAACGUAUUAAUAUUGAAAGCCUCCAACCUAUCAGCUUCAGCUACAGGGACACAGAAAAAAUCAUUUGUAGGGCUUUAGACUUUACUUACUGACUUUACUUAGCAUAACAACUUUACAUUGUUUGAGUUACAUGACAGAUGUUUCUCAAAAGAACCAUUAAUUUCUCAACAAUUUUUCAAUACCUGUCGGUACAAUCUAAUGUCCACACCUCUUUUUGUUUUGAUAUAUUUUGUCUUUUCUUUGGGGGUUACUUUACUUUGGUUACUUUGAGCUGCGUAAAUACUUAAGCUUCUCUUUUUCUCACAAGUUUUUGGGAUUGAACUUGUCUUUAAGUUUACCAGUUUUGACUUCUUUCUAGUUUGUGUGUGCUCUCCCAAUGAUUUUUCAGGCAGCUUCAAUACAAAAUGAACUCAGAAAAGCCACUUUUGGUUUCUGUCCUGUCAAAUUUAUUCUGCUUUUUUAAAUUUAAACAUGUAAGCUAGUUUUCAGACUCCAAAGAUACAGGUUUAGUUUUCUUGCAUAUAUACACAAAUGAUAAGAGUGAAACAAUAUGAAAGAGAACAAUGAAAUACAGAUGAAACACAGAAAACUGUCUUUUACACACAGAAAUUGUAUUGAGUUGGACAACAGACUCAUCAAGAGGAAGAAAAUGUAAAAGGGAAGAAAAAAUUCAAAGUAAAUUAUCAGUCAAAGUCACUGUUUCAGGUUUCACAUUACAUCAUAGAAAACCAGUGGAGCCAUAUUCAUUUAUUCUACUUGAAUAAAAAUUGGAAAAUAAAGUUUCAGUUCCAUUUCAUAUGAAUAUCUGUGUGUAAUUUAUUGGGAGACUGACUUUAUUUAUUUGAAUGACACCAAUAAUAAAACUGUUUAUAAAUGCUCA